This is a messenger RNA of Brassicogethes aeneus, 675 nucleotides long. Lineage: Eukaryota; Metazoa; Arthropoda; Insecta; Coleoptera; Nitidulidae. The record is from the annotation of a GenBank genome assembly.
AUGAAUAAUAUAGAAGCCGAAAAAAGAAUAAACCGUUAUAUUCUAUACAUUGAAAAUGAUGCACAAAAUAAAAUUAAAGAUAUCGAUUCAAAAAUCGAAGAGGAGUACAAUAUGGAAAAGGGUUCACAAACUCAAACCCAAUGUUUGGCCAUUUUAAAUCAUUACGGUAACAAGGAAAAAAACUUAGACUUACAAUUAAAAUUUGCCUAUUCUCAGUUAAAGAGCAAUGCUAAAAUAGCAAUACUUACUUCUAAAGACCAUAGUAUAAAUGAAAUUUUAAAGGAAGUUGGACAGAAGCUGAAGAAAAAAAAUAAGGAUGUAGAAGUAUAUAAAGGUAUUUUGGAGAAAUUAAUCUUACAAGGAAUGUUAGCAUUGUUGGAUAAAAAUGUGACUUUGGGAAUCUUAAAAGAAGAUAAGGAUGUCAUAAAAGAAGUUAUUCCAAAAGCUGAACAAAAGUAUAAGGAAAUGACAGGUUUGGAAACUAAAGCUGAUGUGGACCCAAAAAGAUUUUUACCCGAUUCACGCUUAGGCGGCGUAGAAGUCUAUGGAAGUUCCGACACUGUUAAAGUUUGCAAUACAUUCGAGGCAAGGAUAGAAUUACUUAGAGAAAAAGCUUCCCCCUAUAUUAGGUUGAUCUUAUACGGUCCAAAUUCGAACAGGACCUUUACUGAUUAA